This is a messenger RNA of Anopheles gambiae (African malaria mosquito), 2045 nucleotides long. RefSeq names its product NADPH-dependent diflavin oxidoreductase 1. Gene Ontology annotation, cellular component: cytosol. Gene Ontology annotation, molecular function: FMN binding; flavin adenine dinucleotide binding; NADPH-hemoprotein reductase activity. The transcript is spliced from 3 exons. Lineage: Eukaryota; Metazoa; Arthropoda; Insecta; Diptera; Culicidae. The record is from RefSeq and is a predicted model, not a curated record. Bases 234 to 1994 code for a protein of 586 amino acids.
UUAGCACAUUUUUGCCGUCUAACCACUGCUUAGCGAAGUGAAGUUUCGCUGUCAAUCCCAAUCAGCUGUUUGGUUGCGAAAUACCGCUAUGAGGAGGACAAUGCCCGAUAUAAACAGAACUGCUGCUAUACAAACACUUACUUGCAACGGGACAAAGAGCGACAGUGCUGCCUGGUGUCGUUGAUCUCUGGUGUGUGUGUUCUUGCCUCAAUUCAACAGCCCCCAGCACGACGAUGAUGGAACGCAAGCUUACCAUCCUGUACGGCAGCCAGUCCGGCACGGCGCAAGAUCUGGCCGAACAGAUAUGGCGCGAAUCGAAGAUGUUCUUCUUCCGCGGGAACGUUCUUCCGAUGGACGAGUACGACGUUUCGGAGCUGAUCGGAGAACGGUUUGUGGUGUGCGUCUGUUCCACCUACGGCCAGGGCGAGGAGCCUGACAACAUGAAGCGCUUCUGGAAGUUUCUGCUCCGCAAAAGCUUGCCCAACGAUUCCCUGCAGCAGGUACACUUUGCCGUCCUCGGACUCGGCGAUUCGCGCUACCCGAAGUUCAACUACGUGGCGAAGAAGCUACACAAACGUCUGCUGCAGCUCGGCGGAAGUGCACUGCUGCCGGUUGGGCUGUGCGACGAUCAGCACGAUCUCGGAUAUGGGGCCGUUUUUCUGCCCUGGAUCAAUCAGCUGUGGGAUGAGCUGGGACGUAUUGUGCCACUGUCGGCCGGAACGCACAAGCUGCCCGAAAGCCCUCGUGAGUUCCGAUGGCAGGUGGACAUUGCAAAUGAAGGGCAUAUAACGAAGGACAUUAGUCCGGACGGCAUCGACCUGUAUGCGGACGUAAAAAUGCCCAACGGAUUCCAAACGGUGGUGGUGGAAAAUCGACGAACAACGGCAGCGGAACACUUUCAGGACGUUCGGAUGAUAACGUUCGAGAAGAAGGCGGUGCCUUGGUGUUCGGGCGAUGUGCUAUAUGUGAGGCCGCACAAUUCGAAAGAGAGCGUAGACCAGCUGUUUGAAAUAUUCCAACAGCACGAUUUCGGCCUGGACAAGCAGACAUGUGUGCAAGUGAAAGCCAUUGAUUCCGAAAUGCCGGUACCAUCAAUUCUUCAAAAGCCCCUACCGCUGGUUGCCAUUGCGGAACAGUACUGGGAUUUAACGGCCAUACCACGUGCUAGGGCAUUUGCCGUGUUGGCCAAAAACUGCUCCAACGAGCUAGAGCGCGAGAAGUUGAUCGAGUUCAGCCGUUACGAAGGUCAGGAGGAACUGUUCGCGUACGCUAACCGACCGAGAAGGACGAUUUUAGAGGUGCUGUUGGAUUUUCCACACGCUACCAAAAGUCUCACGCUAGAGGCACUGUUUGAGCUAUUUCAACCUAUCAAACCGAGGGCAUUUUCAAUCGCCUCCGCCAUGAAAAGUGGUAAGCUGCAAAUCCUGGUUGCCGUGAUCGAGUACAAGACAAAGCUGAGCGUUCCGCGGCGUGGAUUGUGUUCACACUGGUUAAAAGAUCUGCAACCUGGAAAUAUGGUAAAUGCAUGGGUACGAAAGAGCACAUUCCAACUUCCGGCCGAUAAUAAAACUCCUUUGGUGAUGAUCGGUCCAGGUACGGGUCUGGCACCGUUCCGGGGCAUUCUUCAGGAAAGAGAGCUGUCCGAAACACCUACAUCGGCACCGUUGGUACUGUUUUUUGGGUGCCGCAGCUCGACUGCCGACUUUCACUGCGAGGAGGAUCUGAAACGCAUGGAACAGAGUGGCAUGCUGCAGUUAUUUUGUGCAUUUUCUCGCGAUCAGCCGGAGAAGGUUUACGUGCAGCAUCUCAUAAAGAAGGAGGGUAUGUUGUUGAAAAAACUGCUGAUAGAGAACGGUGGAUACGUGCUCGUUUCGGGCAGCUCGAAAAACAUGCCUCAAGCGGUAAAGGAAGCCUUGAUAGAAGCUAUCGGUGAUGCACAGCACAUAGAUAAGAUGAUACAAACGAAUCGUUAUCAGGAAGAGACAUGGGCAUAAGCUCACUUUUCAAUAAACACUGGACGGAACUACUAGAUAAAUGGAAACAAA